This is a messenger RNA of Pestalotiopsis fici W106-1, 1608 nucleotides long. RefSeq lists its product as uncharacterized. The record is from RefSeq and is a predicted model, not a curated record. The transcript has 2 exons. NCBI's taxonomy places the organism in Eukaryota, Fungi, Ascomycota, Sordariomycetes, Amphisphaeriales, Sporocadaceae. Bases 1 to 1608 code for a protein of 535 amino acids. Gene Ontology annotation, molecular function: transmembrane transporter activity. Gene Ontology annotation, biological process: transmembrane transport.
AUGUCUACAGACGCGCAGAGCAAAACCACCAAGCAGUCAGUGGAUGCAAUACCCCCAAACGCGGAGCCCAUUAGCGAGCAGCCAACGGAAGAGGCUGCACCCAAAUACUCGGUGUUUACAACAUGGGAGAAAAGAAGUAUCGUUCUCGGUGCAGCCCUGGCUGCCUUCUUCUCGCCUUUAACAGCCCAGAUAUAUCUCCCGGCACUGAACCUAUUGGCUAUUGACUUCAAUAUCACUGAGGCCCAGGCCAACUUGACGGUGACGACGUACAUGAUAUUUCAAGGAAUUACUCCAAUGUUUAUUGGUUCAUUUGCCGACAGCACAGGUCGUCGCCCAGCUUACUUGAUUUGCUUCGUCAUUUAUAUCGCUGCCAAUAUUGGCUGUGCUUUGGCUCCAAAUUAUGUAGCCCUGCUCAUAUUGCGCAUGCUGCAAUCAGCCGGCUCCAGUACCACAGUGGCACUGUGUCAAGCUGUGGUAGCUGAUAUUGUCACAUCGGCCGAACGUGGCCAAUAUGUCGGCUUCGUGACCGUCCCAAUCAUCCUCGCACCCUCGCUCGGACCGGUUAUCGGUGGAUUACUGGCCGCCUAUCUUGGGUGGCGAUGGAUAUUUUGGUUCCUGGCCAUCUUGGCGGGGGCUGUCUUCUUUCUCUAUGCCCUGUUUAUGCCUGAGACGUGCCGAAAUGUCGUGGGCGAUGGCAGCGAGCGUCCGCAUCCAUUCUUCCGAACAUUUUGGCAGCUCAUAUCAGACGCUCUCACGAAAUGGAAAGCCAAGCGCAGCGGUGAUGAAUUGGCCUUGCAGAAAAUCACCACUCAUACUUCGCAAAGGCGCAAGCUCAAGAUGAACAGACCGAACCCCUUGCGCAGUCUCCAGAUUCUCUUUGAAUUGGAAAUGUUCAUCUUACUCAUGUAUAGCUCCCUUGUUUUCGCUGGGUUCUACGCCAUCGCCACUUCAAUGCCCGCACAAUUCGCCGAUAUAUACGGCUUCGACGAGCUCAAGGUCGGCUUGAUGUAUUUACCCAUGGGAGGGGGUUCAAUCGUGGCCGCCAUCAUCAUGGGCAAGUUUGUCAACUGGAACUACCGACGUCACUGCAAAAAGCUCGGCGUCCCUUUUGAACAAAGUAGACAACAAGAUCUUUCCAACUUUCCUAUCGAAAAGGCCAGGCUUGAAAUUGGCAUACCGCUGCUGCUGCUUUCCUCGGUGGUGCUUUUGGCCUGGGGCUGGGCACUGCAAUACCGAGCGCAUCUCGCAGUGCCCUGCGUUUUGUUGUUUCUCAUAGGCGUAGGCAUGAUAGGCUUCAGCAACACUACCAAUACGCUUAUUGUGGAUGUCAACCCGGGCAACGCCGGCGCGGCAACGGCCAGCAAUAACUUGACGAGAUGUCUUGUAGGCGCUGCUGCUAGUGCCGUCAUUCAACCAAUGAUUAACGGAAUUGGAAGCGGGUGGGCAUUUUUCAUAUUGGGGGCUCUGCAGCUCGGCCUGGCCCCCGUUCUCUUUUUGAUCAUGAAGAAUGGCAUCAAAUGGCGGAAGAGAAAGGAAGAAAAGAAGCGGGUGAGGAAGGAAAGAAAACACGCGCAGGCUCAAUCUGCAACGGGGACAGAUAUCCAUUAA